Molecule: messenger RNA, 5961 nt
Organism: Ceutorhynchus assimilis (cabbage seed weevil)
Lineage: Eukaryota; Metazoa; Arthropoda; Insecta; Coleoptera; Curculionidae
Source: the annotation of a GenBank genome assembly
CAUGUUUGCUGAUGGUUAGAUGGUUUGUGAAUUUUGGAAUUUUCAAUAGUUUUUAAAGAAAAAAUAUAGGAUUGAAAGAAGCGCCCAGCUAUGAGCAAGCCUGAGAAAAAUCCCAGACUAAAAAGUAAAACUCGUGCUUGGGAACAAGGAAGACGUGACCGUCUCGCCGUACUUUUUAGCAAAUUAUGGGAAGCCCUCCCAAAUUACGAUCCUUCUAAUAAACUAUCGAAACCUGAUAUAUUAAUGACUGCCGAAUCAACCAUUAGGCGCCUCGAUGCUGAACUUAAAUCAGUUCUAGUAACUGGCCAGAAUAAAGCAGAAACUAAAUCUUCAGCAACUAAGGAAAAAGCAUACUCAAUAUUAAUCAAAAAAUUAGAAGAUCGCGUAAAGAAACUUCUUUUGAGAAAUGAACAACUUAGUAAGUGUCUUAGUAAAGCUGGUAUUAAGGCCAAAUCAGAAUCUGGGACUGCUAAAAGGAAUAAAAAACCUCCUAAGUAUGCCAAUGCCAUUAGUGGAGAGCAACAGGCAGAAUUUCUACAAAAAGAAUUGGAAAAAGAGAAUCAAGCAAAAGUUCAAAAACCAAAAAGAAAAGGAACUACUCUCAAACAAAGAAAAGUGUCUGAAAAACCAAAAAUUAAAAAGACAAAGAAAAAGUUGCUUUCAUCGUCAAACUGUGUCUUUUUGGUGACACAAGCAAUGACUCAAAAUAGUUCCUGUUUUAUUUUAUCCAAGCCUAGUUCCAAGAUCAGCCCAACAGUAAUAACAAACUCACUAUUAGUCAAAACUCCAAUAGUAUCCUCAAACAUAAAACCUUCAAUUUUCCCAACAUACCCCCAACUACCUUCUUUAGGACCCGGUACUUUACUGUUUGCAAAUGGCACUAUGAUGCCCAUAGUACCAACCCCACGACCCCUUCCUGUAUUACCAACGAUCGUUGCCAAUCCGAUUUCUAGUCAAAUACCAACUUUAGUUGUAGUAACUUCAAAAGAUACUAUAAAUUCCUCAGUAAAUACAAUAGUAACUUCUACAAAACCUUGUAAUAGUCUACCAGUUUUGAGACCAAAAUUGGUUAAUAACACAAAGACUAUACAAGCAAAUAAAGUUCCUAUACCAGCUUUAACAUCAAAAAUCGUUUGUAGAAAGGCUGAGGUUUUGGAUAGUCAAAAAAAAGUAUCUGAAACAACAGUACAAAAUAAUCAUAAAAAACUUAAAACUAGUAAGAAAAUUGAGAAAACAAGCAAUGAAACUCAAAAAUUAGACACUCAAAAGAACCCUGAUAAAAAUAUCCCAGAGGUCACACAAGAAACUAGUUCCAAUAAUAAAGAUGCUUGCGAAAUUCCAGCUGUAGAAGCAUCCACAAGCUUUUGUGCUACUAAUGAUAAUCGUUGUAAAGAUAUUUUGAAGCCUGAAAGCUCUAAAAUUGACCACCAAGAAAAAACUACAGCUGAUAGCACUGAAAAGACUGACUAUCAAUUAGAAACUUUUGCUAAUGUUGUCACAAAAGUUGCCAAUAAUUCAGUUGCAUCUUCAAAACCAACUGACAUAAAUUCAAUAUUUUCUGAAACUUGUGUUAAUUCUUCUAUCAGUAAUAAUAAUGACACAAAUCCAAAAAACGUUCAGAUACCGGAAACUUCUCAUACACAGACACAAUCUUUUGCAAAACAGAAAACAUUCGAGCACAAUACAAAUUUACAAAACGAUUUAAAAUCAUUAGAAAUGACCGAAUUAUCCAAUGAUAUUUUUGCCUCGUUUCAAGUGGCACCUGGUUGUCAAAAUCCUGAAUCCACCUCACCAACAGCAGCCUUUUUACUUGCUUUUCCUUUGGUUUCUUCAGGAGCAAAAGUUACCGAGGUUUUAGGGGAUGAAAAUUUGGAAAGUCAGGCUGGAACUCCGAAUUUGCUGCAAAUUGGUACAAUGGAUAUUUCUAAACCCACUCAGAAUUAUUCCGAAAGCUUUACACCAAAUUUAUUAAAUUUUGAUAGUUUUAAUUUUAAUAAUUGUGGGAAUUUUUAUAAUAAUAAUUGUAGCCAACAAAGUGCUGUGACUACAUCAACUAAAACUUUUGUUAAUAAUAGCAACAUUAACGUAAAUUCUAGUAAAAAUGAAACAUUGACGAAUACUCAAUUUAAUCAAAACGAUAUUGGUAAAACUAAACCUUCAAUAAAUAAAACUGGUUCUACAAUUACUAACAAUUAUCAUACAAAAGAACUACCAUUAAACAUAAAUUUGAAUAAAAAUAUUCCGGUUUCUUCGGUACAAACAAACCUGCAUAAUAAUUUGGACUUAAACAAUGAUAUUUUCUCUUUUAAGCCAAACAAUGAAAAUUUCAUGAACUCCAAUAAGCAUUCUUCAACAAUAAAACCCUAUAACAAUAUUCCCACUUACUCUACAUACAAGACCUGCAGCUCAAAUCAAUUUAUGCCAAAUAAAAAUUACCCUCUUGUGUAUACUAGUGCUUCAAUUAGCAACAGCUUUUAUAGUUCCUUCACUACUUCAGACACUGUUGCUGGAAAUUUUAAUUCCACAAAUUACAACAAUUACAUACAGUAUGGAAAAACUAAUCAUUACAACUCGAAUAAUUCGCAAACAUAUCAGAAAAAUAAAUUUAAGGCUACCACUCAAAGUAAACCAAUAAAUUGGAUGACUAGUCCUGCAGUUACUACAUCAUCAUAUAAACCAGAUUAUUUCUUGCCUCCUUUUACCAAUAGUUCAAAUGCUUAUUUAAACUCUGGUUGUAAUGAGCAACAAGAUUUUAAUAGAAAAACUUCAGAAAUAUUUCCAACAUAUCGAAACGAUACUGAAGAAAAUCAAUUUUCUUGGUCUCCAAAUAAAAUCCCACAAUUUUUAGAUACCGCAAACCAUAAUAAUUCAUUUGUCUCUUCCACCUUGCCAACUUUAGUAGGGGAUUUAGCACUCAAUAAUACACCAUCUAAAGAAAAAACCAGAAAAAAAUCUACCAACUGUGAUAAUAAUCAAACUAGUUUUUUGUCUGUUAGCCAAUUAGUAGAACAAAGCCAGGAAAAUGCGCCUGCAAAAAUUGUAUCUAGACGCACUAGUGGUAAUAGGUCAAAAACCAAUACCCCAAAAACUAAUAAAAGAAGAUUGGAGACUACCAACAAAGAAAUUCAACAGCAAAAUAAUUUCAAUAUUUCUGUAGCAACAAACUUAUUUAAUGAAAACAACAAAAGAACCAAUAAAAACAUUCCUAGCAGUUAUUCGGCUGAAGCUUUGAUAGGAAACAAUCAGAAUCCAAAUAAUGAAAAACGCAGUAACUUCUGUCAUCAAAAUAAAAGCUUGGUUCCAGGAUUUUUCAAUGACAAUAUCGUCCCUUACUUUCCUCCUGUCGAUACCCAACAGGAUAAUAGUUACAUGCAAAGCUAUCAGCCAACUUACCAGAACAAUAGCUAUUCUGCAAACAAUUUUAGCGCGUCUUCAUAUAAUUUUAUGCCUAAUAAUCAGGAAUUUAUUGGGGAAAAUAUGUUUCAAAACGGUAAUAAUAAAUGUAAUUUUACUCAAAAAAACAUUGAUAAAACUCAAAGCUAUAGCUGUAAGAAAGCGAAAAAACGGCCUUUGAACGAUAACGUUCUGCCCUCGUUUGAUAUUCACUUUUUGUCGAUGCCUGGUGCAAUAAAUUCUCCAAUUUUACCUGACGAUUUUCAUACAACUUACCUUCCUCCAACUACCUUGUAUUCCUGCAAAAAUCCUUUGUAUCCUAAAAAAACCAAUACGGAAGGGCUCUCUGGCAGUUUAAUACCGCCUUUGCCAGCAAUCAGUAAUAAGCCUGUGAUCGGUCCUCAAAUGUCACCUUUGAUUAAUUCAGCAGGAACCUCACUGACAAACUUUAAUUUGAGUACGAUAUUUCCAGAAAUUAAUAAGGAAAGCAACCAGUUUUUUCCUUUGAAAAAUGGUGUAUCCAGUGAGAAAAUUGAAAAAACGCAAAAUAAUUAUUCCAGUAUUUGCACUGGUCAGCAGUAUACUACAUAAAAGCUUUAAUAUAAGAUGUUAAUCUGGAAAUGGGGUUUCCAAUUCUAGUUUUUGAAUGGUGGAUUUGGAAAAGUAGCAUUAAAUUGCUGAAAAUGGCUUGUUGCUAUUGGUAAUUGAUUUGGACAGCAUCUUAAUUUCGAAGAGGUAAAUUUAUGAUGAAGAAUGGUACAUCGAUUUCAUUGAAAUCAUACCUUGUCCACUACCCUAUUAUGAAGCAUGAAGCCAUCACUACGAAUAUUUUCCGAAGAUCUCGGUUUGUGCGAAAAUCCGCUUGAACGGUUGGCGAUAACUAAUGUAGCUCUGAACGUGUGUUGGAGGGUUUAUCGGGCACUAGGAGGCGGGGUGCACCCGUUGUUCCACCCGCUCUAGAAGACCGUUAUGGAGAUCAUCGUCAGCCUCGGCGUAGAGCAAGCCAUAGCAGAAAUGGACGCUGUAGGUGAUCAACCACCGUGCCGCUGCCUCGGAUGCCAGGGUCGAGAACAAGGGCCUUCCGUGCAACCUGCAGGAGGUUGCUACCUUGGGCCAACCUUAAACCCCUACUACCUACAACCCCAAGGAGUACUUACUAGCCAAUGGACAAGCAACUCGAGGCCUAUCAGGAGGACCACACGUAGUCAACGAGCGACCGGGGCGCGGUUGACCAAUCCGCCCACGAAAUGAGCAUGUGACACAGAGGAGGGUCCUGUCCACAUAUAGGGUGGUCGUCCGGAACCCCGAAGGACCACACCUGUUGACCCUCCAGCGUCGCCACACAGGGUAGGAGGAACCGGAAGAAGAAGACAAUGAGGAUUAGGCAUUUAAGAAUGGAGAUUUUUGGAAACUCAACAAGCUGGAUAUUUGACUAUCUUGAAUACAUAUAUGGCCAGGUUACAUUGAGUUGGAUUCAGUUGGAAGGUCAAUGAAGAAUUAGUUUUAGCUACAAAUGUGGUGUGUCAUGGCCUGCCAGAUCUCCAAAUUCAACUUCGCCUGAUUUUCAUUUAUGGGUUAUUCAAAAAAUAUAUGUUUUGCAAGCGAAUUAACGAUCCAGAAGGACCAUGAAUGCGUGUCAAAUCAAACUACAAGCCUUGAAUAUUUUCAGGAAACAAAACCUAAUGCAAUAAAUAAAAUUUUAAAAUUGGUUCAUUUUUUAAAGAAAAUAAAAUACCAUUAUACUCUUAUAAACAUUUAUCACUUAUUUAUUUUCCUAACAAAAAUUCAAAAGAUAAUACAUACUUAUUACAAUUUUGUUGUUGAAAAUUUGCACAAUUAUUGUUGCCUAUUUUCAAAGAUUUAGGCCCUCGUAUUGAAAUUACUUAACUAAACAGCAAUUAUUUGAAACAUUUCUAUACAACAAUCAGAUAUUUUAAACUUAAUACAAAGAAAAAAUAUACAAAUACCUAAAUAUAAAUAUUUUACAAAACAGGAAUGUGUGUUUUAGAUCAAUAAUAAUAAUUGUUAUAAAUACUUUAUCUAGGAAAUUCAAUUUCUUUUUUAGAAAAAUAUACAAAGCUGACCUAGACUAGAAUGGCACAAUAUUUUAAAUAAUAAUGUACAUUAAUUGAGUAUUAUUUCUUAAGGAGCACAAGGUCAUAAAUUAUACUAAAACAAAAAAAAAAAAAAAAAAGAAAUCAGUCUUUUUAUACAUUAUAAAGCUCAGCUUUUUCAAACAUUUAUGACACUUCUGGCAAUAUGGACACAGAUAAAUUCUUGUGUACAGGAGUUUUUUUUUUUUGUAUCAAUUAAGACACAAUGGGGCAAUGAAGGGGGGGUUAUCACACAGUUCAACACUUAAACUAGUUUGGAAAUUGCUACUAGUAGGACGAGUAAUGGUAGAAAAGCUUUGGCAACAUUGGAAUCACAUCGGAUCUCAUCACGUUGAUAGAAAUUCGAAGGAGGAGCUUCGUCGCCUGUUUUACAAUGUUCACCUCGACUUUCGAAUUCUUUCUAUAAUCAAGAAUAAUUUUUAAUAAAUAAAGAGUAGUAAAACAUAUACUCACA